This is a messenger RNA of Nicotiana tabacum (common tobacco), 3360 nucleotides long. The record is from RefSeq and is a predicted model, not a curated record. Lineage: Eukaryota; Viridiplantae; Streptophyta; Magnoliopsida; Solanales; Solanaceae.
AUGUGUUCCAUUGAUGGAUUUCUUGAUAUGGAAGCUCAGACUAUGGAAAAAGGAAAACGAAAAAGAGAGACGGUGUCUUGCCGUCAGUAUUAUUGUUACAAAUUCCAGAUAAGAGAGGAUGAAAAAAAUGAAGUCUUACAUUGUGGAAGAUUAUUUCAACAAUUCAUAGUAGAUGUGUUCAUAAAGCUAGAAACACAAAGAUUAGAUUUUUAUUUUUUUAAUCAAGAUUUAUUUCGAAUAGAUGUGCUUCAAGGACUUAUUGACUUUUUAAGACUUGGUGAAACAGAAGCUUCCAAGAUUGGCAAGAAAACAUUCCUCCCUGUUACUUUUAUAGGAGGGCCAAGAGAUAUGCGUCGACGGUAUAUGGAUGCUAUUGCAUUAGUACAACGUUUUGGAAAACCUGAUAUAUUUUUAACUAUGACAUGCAAUCCAUCUUGGCCAGAAAUAAAACAGCACUUGUUAUCAACGGAUGAAACACAAAAUAGACCUGAUUUAGUAUCACGAGUAUUCAGAGCAAAAGUAGAAGAAUUAAAAGCAGAUAUCUUGAAAAGAAAAAUCUUUGGAAAAGUUGUUGCUUUUAUGUAUACUAUAGAAUUUCAAAAACGUGGUCUUCCGCAUGCUCAUUUUCUUAUCGUACUUAGUGAUGAAUGCAAAUUAUUAACACCUGAAUCUUAUGAUAAGUUUGUUUGUGCUGAGUUACCUGAUCGUAACACCCAUGAGCACCUUUAUUCACGCGUGCUUCAACAUAUGAUGCACGGACCGUGUGGUGAUUUAAAUCCUACAAAUUCAUGUAUGGGAAAAAGAGGAUUUUGUAAAUUUGAUUAUCCAAAAGAUUUUGCUGAGCAAACAUCGAAAGGAAAGAAUUCGUAUCCAAUUUAUAGAAGACGAAACACAGGCGAACUGGUACAUAUAAGAGAACAAUAUUUAGAUAAUUCAUGGGUUGUCCCAUACAAUCCUUACUUACUUCGUAAGUUUGAUUGUCAUAUGAAUAUUGAAGUUUGUUCUGAUAUUAAAGUUGUAAAAUAUAUUUACAAAUACAUUUGCAAAGGACAUGAUAAAGUUGUUUUUUCUAUACAUAACAAUGAAGAAAUAGAUGAAAUAAAAGAAUAUCAAUCUGCUAGAUGGGUAACACCUCCCGAGGCGGCAUGGCGGUUAUUUGGUUUUCCUAUUAGUGAAAUGACUCCGAGUGUUUAUCAUCUUCAAUUACAUUUAGAAGGGCAACAAUUUGUUUCUUUUAAAAGUACUGAAACUGUUAAUCGCAUUCUAAAAAAUCCGAUGAUUAGAAAAACAAUGUUGACUGAAUUUUUUGCUAUGAAUGCAACUGAUGAACAUGCUAUAGCUAUGCAAUUAUUGUAUAAGGAAUUUCCCGAACAUUUUGUAUGGUCUCCAGGAUAUAGAACGUGGACACGUCGGCAAAAAUGUAACGUAAUUGGACGUGUUGUAACAUGUCACCCAACAGAAGGAGAGAGGUAUUAUCUCAGGUUAUUAUUGAUGAACGUGAGAGGACCUAAAUCAUAUGAAGAUCUUCGCACCGUUAACGAGGUACCUUGUAGUACAUUUAGAGAAUCAGCAGAAAAAAGAGGAUUAUUAUACUCCAACAAUAGUCUAAUUGAAUGUUUGUCGGAGGCCGUAAGUUAUCAAAUGCCAUAUAGCUUGAGACGUUUAUUUGCCACACUUUUAGUAUAUUGUAAUCCUGCUAAUCCAAAAAUAUUAUGGGAAAUGUUUGAAGAUUCAAUGUCCGAAGACUUUAAACAUUUCUCUAAUUUUGAAGAAAAAGUUGUUCGGCACAAGGUUUUAAGCCAUAUCAAUGACAUUUUACACUCUAUGGGACACGACAUAAAUGAAUAUAAGCUUAUUCCGGAGAAGAUUAAAGCUUCUGAAACUGCAAAGGAUGCAAAGGAUGUUCAUUUUGAAAGAAAUAUAAUUGUUAGUGAACAAGACUUGCUCCUACCGAAGAAAUUGAAUGUUCAACAAUUACACGCAUAUAACAUAAUAAUUGAUAGAGUAUUUUCUGGAAAACAAGGAGCUUUCUUCAUCGAUGGUCCUGGAGGAACAGGUAAAACUUUUUUAUAUCGUGCAUUAUUGGCAACUAUCCGAUCUCAACGAUUUAUAGCUUUAGCAACUGCAACUUCUGGUGUAGCAGCUUCUAUCCUUCCAGGAGGACGAACUGCUCAUUCGCGGUUCAAAAUGCCUAUUGAUAUAGAUGAUAAUUUUCGUUGCAACAUUAGUAAACAAAGUUCACUCGCACAUCUAAUUAGAGAUGCAAAAUUAAUUGUAUGGGAUGAGGCAUCAAUGGCAAAAAAGAAUAUGAUUGAAGCUUUUGAUGCACUUUUGAAAGAUAUUAUGGACAUUGAUAGUAUGUUUGGUGGUAAAGUUGUUGUAUUUGGAGGUGACUUUAGACAAACUCUACCAAUUGUUCGAAAUGGAAAAAAAGAAGAUUUUAUACGUGAAAGCUUAUUGUAUUCUGAAAUUUGGAAUAAACUUGAGAAAUUAUAUCUAUCUGAAAAUAUGCGCGCAAGAACAGAUCCUUCUUUUUGUGAAUAUUUACUUCGAAUUGGAAAUGGAACAGAAAGAACUAACUGUGAAGACAAAAUAGAGAUUCCUGAUUCUUUUGUUAUUCCUUUUACGACUGAAGUUGAAUCCUUGGAUGCACUGUUUAGUGUAACGUAUCCUGAUUUGCAUGCAUUUUCUCCUGAUUCAUCUAUGAUAACCUCUCGUGUUAUUUUAACAACGAAGAAUGACUUUGUAAACGAAAUAAAUAAUAUGUUAAUCAAUAAAUUCCCAGAAAGGUCUAAAACAUUUGUUGCAAUAGAUGAAACUAUUGAACCGAAUGAUCAAAGCCAGUUUGAAGAUUUUCUGCAUAGUUUAGAUCCUCCUGGUUUACCGCCUUAUAAGUUAACUUUAAAGCAGAAUUGUCCAGUUAUAUUGUUACGAAAUCUGAAUCCUUGCGAAGGUUUAUGCAACGGCACACGGUUAACAUGUUGUGAUUUUAGAACACAUGUCAUAAGUGCUAAAAUUGAAAGUGGUGAUUUCAAAAAUACACAUGUAUUUAUUCCAAGAAUACCGUUGUUAACAUCACAAGAUGAAAAAAUACCUCUUCAAUUUAAGAGAACACAAUUUCCCCUACGCUUAUGCUUUGCUAUGACCAUAAAUAAAGCUCAAGGUCAAACAUUAGAUUUUGUUGGAAUUUACUUACGUGAACCUGUUUUUUCUCAUGGUCAACUUUAUGUUGCUUUAUCAAGAGCGAAAAGUUCAAGCUGUGUUAAGAUACUGAUUCGCCCAUGUACAACAGAUACUAAUGAUGAUCAUUCAACAUAUAAUGUGGUUUAUGAUGAAAUUAUUCAGAAAGCUUUCUCGUAA